GAACGCGCGCGGUCCUCACGUCUCGCAUUCGAAGCCCGAAGACAGGUGCCGGCGCGCGCACACGGCCAUAAGUUCCCCGCCUGUUGCAUCGUUCGCUUGUCGAAUGACUAUUCCGUGUCAAGCAUAACAAUCACUCGCACAUAAUAAAACAUACCAUAUUCGGAUGGGACGUGCUGUGCGGUAAUGUUUGUCCCCAAACUUGGAUUCAGUGAGUUCUAGUGACAGUUCGGUGACGAUGCCGGGACACGCCGGGAGCCCGUAUUGGGCCGCUGUGGACUUUGAUAGCGAGGGUGAGGAGCAGGACUCUCCUAACCACCGUGUGUACUUGGACCCCUGGGAUAACGAAGCUUACGGGAUCAUUCAGGAUACGGACGCAAGUCAGGGGGAGAAUUUGCAUUCGUUUGCUGGCGAGCCAGUCAGUGCUAGUUUUUACUACGUUCCGACUAAAAACUAUGACUCUGAGGAAGAAGCGCCGGCGCCCCUGCCGCCGAGGAGGAACGUGACGCCACCAGAGAUUAUUCCAUGCGAAUAUGCUGUGUACGGGAGGAAGAUGUCGAGAGUAAUACCAGAAAUGAUAUACAAUGAGAGACCAAUGCGAGACCGCAGAAGAUCCAUGUACAUCGAAGAGCCCGUAUACGCGCCUCACCCGAUGAUCUACGAGCCCCUUUACGGCCACGUGCUGCCCCCGCCCCCCGGCUACCUGCCCCCGCCGCCGCGCUCCAGGAUGUCGCUGCCGCACCACCCCGAAUACAUGAUGGCGAACCUCGGAUACGGGAAACAUAGGAGACAUUCCAGGUUAACGGACGCCUACGAGGACUUCGCCAACGAGCGGCUGUCUCCAGAAUACGAAGACUGGGCCCGCCCCUUCCCCAAAACUGCGCCUGACAACUUCCAUCUCUCUCGCUACGGACAUCUGCAGAUCGACUACUCUUGUAGCUGGAACUCGCUCGACAGACUCAUAAGAAACCAGUAAAUAAGCAAGGCCUGACAACG
Molecule: messenger RNA, 993 nt
Organism: Cydia fagiglandana
Lineage: Eukaryota; Metazoa; Arthropoda; Insecta; Lepidoptera; Tortricidae
Exons: 3
Coding region: 236-973 (245 amino acids)
Source: RefSeq, a predicted model, not a curated record